Messenger RNA from Heterotrigona itama, 7654 nucleotides. The record is from the annotation of a GenBank genome assembly. Lineage: Eukaryota; Metazoa; Arthropoda; Insecta; Hymenoptera; Apidae.
AUUAAAUUUAUAUAUAUACAUAUAUAACUAAUAUGUAACACAGUUAUCAUUUGCUACAGCAGUUAUCUUGCGCAACACGAGUUUUGAACAGUCGCGCGAAAGUACAAACAAAGAAAACAUAUAUGUAUCAGUGUUGGUAAGGGUCUUUUCCUAACGAAACAGAACCGGAAAGUAUCGAACAACGAAUCAUGAUUGGCUGAUGAAAUCUUUUCGUCCAAUAGUUUUAGAGAAAUCUGUUCUAAUGCGAAGUUAAUGAGGAGGACCUGUUGCUAGUCCUUUGGUAGCCAUGCUAUGGCUCUAGCUGCAAAGUAACAGUUACGUUGCACGAUUUAAAAAUAUUUCCGUGGGACUGACUGAAUUUCGAUCCGAAGGAAUUCCUCGACGCAUUGAUCAUUCGUCUUCGAGCAGUGCGGCCAAAAAUGGAAAUAUCACCCAGAAAAUCAUUGAAACGUACGCAAGAACCUAUUGACGAAUGGCUACAAAGUGAAGGAUAUUUCAGGAAACAUGCACCUAGAGAUCCAACUUGUUUAUUCAGGGCAGUAAGCGAACAAGUCUACUUGACGCAACAUUAUCAUAUAAGAGUUAGAAAAGAAUGUGUAGAAUUCAUGAAAAAAAUGAAACACUUAUUCACAGAGAAUAUAUCAAUUCCAUUUGAGGAUUACUUGGAACAAAUGGCGUGUUUUACGGAAUGGGGUGGUAUGAUCGAGAUCCAAGCUAUGUCGUUGCUUUAUAAACGAGAAUUCAUUAUUUUUAAUGGACAAAAGCAAGCUGGUCAAAAUGUUACAAAUAAUGGUUUUAAAGAUGUGAUAUACUUGUGCCAUACGCCACAAAAACAGUAUGAAAGUAUUUAUACAAAAGACUUUGUUGGAAAUGCUGCUUUUUGUCAAUCUAUCGUUUAUCAAGUAUUAUACAAAGACGUGUUUAAAAUGGCUAAUAUAGAAACAACGGUCCAUAAAAUGUUACAUGAUAGAUCAACUACAUUUAGACACGAUAAGUUUUUCCUUAAAGACAAUCUAGAGAUUCGAGAUCAAUUGGCUGCAGAGAUAUAUAACAAGAUUGACAGUGGGACUGACGAGGUUGAUGAUGCACAAGUUGUUGUAAAGAACAUACCGCCUUUCCCUUAUAGAAUUGCCAAAGCUCUUGAUCCUAACAUCUAUCGUAAUACUGAUUUUGAUAUAUGGCACGAAAUUAGACGAGAGGUGAAAAAUGCAGGAUGGACUAGGCACAAUAGUCAUGAACUCCAAAUUGGUGGCAAAUGUUUAGUACAAGUGGACUUUAAUGAGGAAGAGUUUGACAAAACCAAUAAUAAUAACGUUUACGUGCCAUCUUUUGAGAAAGAUUCCAAUGACAAUGAUACUAAAUUAUUGCAAAAGAAAAGCAAUGAUUCGGUGUUUUAUUAUGGACACAUUCAAGAAAUGAGUAAAAGUCAGGGACCUGUGUUAGUUUUUAUUGAAGAGUUAGGAGAGAAGAGAAUUGUACCAUAUUCAGCUCUUAAGCCGUUGCCCCCAAAGAAAAAUAAACAAGCCAAUUGGUUGCCAGUUUGCAAAAAGAAUCUACUCUUAGAUUCAAAUCAAAAAUGGAGAAAAGCGUGUGGAACAUCAUCUCGCAAAAUCAAAGAGUCUGCUAAUAUGAACAUUUUAUCAAGUAAUAUUGAUAAAAGUGAAAAUAAUAGUGAUAUUGUCAAUGACAUUAACGGGAAUAAUUUUCAAUGGAAAGAAAUGUCAUUAAUUCUGUUGAAAUGUUUCCUUCAAGAAUGAUUCUUGACAACACUCAGUCUUCUACAAUGGAUAUUGGAAGGCAAGAAAAUAAUAAAGAACGUAAAGAAAAGAGUUCGUUCUCACAGAAAAAUUCUGAAAAUAGUUUUAUUAGAAAUUCAAAGUCGGAUAGUCCAAUGAAAAAUGAUAAUAAUGCCGCUUCAUAUUCAAAACAGAGAGUGCAGAAAGAAAUAUAUUAUUCACCAUAUGCUGGAGCAUCUCCAAAUGAAGAAGAAAUUACAAAUAUCACGCAUAACAUGAUCCAAGAUUGUACGGUAACGCAACAGAAGAAGGAGCCUAACAGCGACCAAAAUGAGGUUGGGGUGCAAUCACUGUGCCAAGAGAAUGGAGACAAAUAUGCGAAUGAUACCAAAAAUACACAGAUUCAAAAGACCGAAGUUCAAAAAGGAAAUGAUGGAAAAGAAACGUCUUCGUAUUCAUCCCGUGACAAUAAAUUGGAAUCUGCGAACAAGGAAUCUUCCCGUUUCAAUAGAAAUGGGUUAGGUCCACGUUUUAAGAAAAAUUUCGAGAAUCGAUAUCGAUCCUCCUCGCAUUUUGCCAACCAAUACUUGAGCAACGGAUCGAAUUCUAAACUCUCCAAGUUGGAGAGAGAUACGAAAGAAAAUACCAUGAACGUUCAGUCUCCACACUCGAUGCAUCAACAGUUACACGCACCUGCGAAUGCAAUGAAUGCUUACCAAGCGUCUUACAUGCAACAAGGCAUGUAUCCAGGACUGCCGUACUACGGCAACGAGGCAGAUGCAUUCGCAAACCCUUACUAUUCUCUCAAUCCAGGUUUCAUACCGAUCCCGUGUUUACCGCAUUCCGAUAUAUACGACAACAACAAUAUGCAAUCCUUCUCGCCGCAUUUAUGCCCCGGAAUGGAUUAUACACAGGCUUACUCUGCAGGUGUAUGUCCGCCGUACUUGUGCCCUCCGUCAACCCCGUUCAACAUGCCGCCGCAAAAUAUACCCGAACACUGGUACGCUGUUGCUGGACAACCGCACUACAUGCAAUACACGCCGGUGUUGUCGGUUCCGACGGAGACAUCAUGCAAUGGGGUAGCACAAAACGCUAAUCAAAAUGCUUCGUCUUAAAAAAUUGAUUUCGCUAAGUUGUUACUUACACACUUUCCGUAAAGUUCCUACUAUUUUUAUAUAAUUCAUUGUUGGAUAGUUCCAUAUUGAAGUGAGACAGAUGGAUCAUUGCGUAAUCACAACAGGUCAUUUUUAACUGUAUAACCAAAAUAGUAUUAACAUGUAUAGAUAUAUAAAGAUAUAUUACAGAAGAAAAAACUUUGUAAACAUAAAUAUCGUAAUAUAUAUAAAAUUAGAAUUACAAAUUAAAAAGUACAAAAGUUGAAUAUUCAACGUAGGUUUUGUAACGGCUCUCGUAUUAACCUAAUAACAGUAUAAAUUAUUUAUCUUUGAUGUUAAGUUGCUGCGAUACCUGUAUAAUUGCAUUUCAUUUUGAGAUACGGCUUUGUCACUGUACACGAGCCGCCUAAAGCAAUAGAUAGCCUUUCGUUCGUUAUUCACUUGUUCAUACAAUAUUUUUUCCUAAUAAAAAAAGCAAUGCAGAAACGGAUAUCCAUCUUUUUACCCGUGUAAAAAUAAAACUAGUCACGUCGCUUCGUGCAACGUGUCGUUCGAUUCUAUUUCAAAUUUUCCCUCUCUACAUUGCUACCAACGGUACGUGCGCGCAGCCGAUAAAAGUCACUAGACAUGUUUUCCGUGCGCCACGAAUAUUUAAUUUCGCGAAAGAAAAUACAACAAACAACCGCGGUUAAACGCGAGAUAAACCAUCCCCGAUCUUUCGUUCGUCUCUUUAAUCGUCGUCCGUUUUUCGCGUUUCAAUGUUAAUCGCGUUCACAUCGGUCGUCAAAGCGUCCGCCAUUGGACGGACGGGCACGGUUCUAAACCGGUGAGGAAGGUGCGCGCUCGGGAUCUUUCAAUAUACAAUAAACACCGUGGUUCUGCUCGCUGGUAUUCCACGCCAUGACUAAAAUUUGUCGGAAGAGUAGGAGUGCGGUAGCUGUGACAGGUCAAACAGUGAACAGCGAAAUUACUUAAUGCCCGUUCGGGCUGUAUGGUUUCUUGCAUCGUAACGUGACGCUGACGGAUUAUCGUUCCAUCGGUUCGUUGUUUCUCGACUCGGUGAAUUAUCGUCGAGAACAUCAAGUAUCCACUCCGGGAUCUGCUAUUUUCGUGGAAACUGAACUCGGGACGAGAACGGGGAGAGCAAGCGCAGAAACUGAAAAAGGAAUGGAGGUAGACGAAUGUUCAGCUGGUGGUGACAGCGGGGCCGAAGAAGACGAGGAUGAUGCAUCUUCUCGAGGAUCUAGAAGUAACAGCAGUAGCAGCAGCAUCAGUGGAAGCAGUACUUCAACCGACAGCGGGGAUGACAGUGGAGAAGAACAUGGUACAAGCGGUAGUGAGACCCACAGUUCUGGCGAAGAAGAUGAGGAAGAGAAUGACAACACGGAAUAUUCUGUCAAAGCGGAGAGUCCAGAUACUUUGAAGUGGGAAACAUGCAUCGCUGCAAAUACCAAGAUAAAACUGCCACAAGAUCUCUGCGAACAUGCAGCCAUUUUCAAGGAGUUUUUGGAUUACCCUUACAUUUGGAACGAAUGCCUUACUGAAAGUCAAAGGGAGACUCUUUGUAACCUUCUGCCAGUUUUCCCAAAGGAUUGCGACGCGGAAGCUGAAACUGAGAAAACCCUGCGUAUGUUAUUCGAGCGUGAAAAUCGCAGAUUCGGCGUAGCACCUUUGGACGCAUUUCAUAGUCACCUGUCUGCUGGUCAUUACCGACCGGACAUCAGAAGAAUGUGCAGCUUGGUUCGCAAAGCGCAGCAGAGAAGAUUGUUGUUCGAGGAACGGAAACGAUCUUACGAGCUGGCCAGUCAAUUACUGAAGUCAAGGGAAAGUUUGUUGUCCAACGCGUAUAAACAGGGUUUCUGUCAACCGGCGCAACGAACGGUGUCGAAGAUCCAAUGGAGGAAGCCGAAACCUGCUAUGGCCGUUUGGCAGAGAAGUAUGUAGUAACUUCCGAGGGACAAUACUAACAAGCAAUGAACCGACAGUUGAAGAGAAAACGCAACUGCGCUAUUUGGAGGAACUGAAUGCACUGAGGACAGAGCUCGGAGCGAGCGCGAAGUUAGCGGCCGACACAACGUCCGAGAACGAGGAGAACUAUCCGCACUAUCAGUUGUCUGGGGCUAAGCAGAAGAAGAAGAAACGCUCGUUUAUGGGCGCUCAGGGAUUGUCCAUUCGAGGCUUGCAAAUAAAUCACGAGGAUGAGACUAUCCGGCCUGUUUUCUCCACGCUGCAGCGGGCGGAAUAUCCUGCGAACAGGUCUCUGUUUGUACGCGAACAAACGGAGGAAAUGUACCGGGAGAUGUUGCUCGAGCACAAGAAGAGAAGAGCACGGCGUGAUAUUCAUCCAGAAUUGAAUACGCAGGGCAUCGCUCUUGCCGAUUUAACUCAACGAGCGCAGAUCGGACAGAAGCACAAAUUGUCGCUCGGCCCCGCCGUACGCAUCACGCCGGCGAAGAAGCGAAUAAAGAUGGAGCACUCGCCGCUGUGUCCUCCGGCGCCGAGAUUAACGAACUCGAUAAAACACGAGAGCGACAACAGCGAUUAUUCUCACACGACGGACGAGAACAGACAUUCCAACGCGUUGGACGUAGAUCACAGAAUGCUGACGCCGAUCAAGUCGGAGCCUAUAGACGCGUACGAGAUGCAUCAGUUGUCCAAGAAGAAACUGAGUCCCGUCGCGUUGAAGAGUGGCAAGACCUCGAUGAUGGCCGCUCCGGAAAUAAAGAAGGAAGUGGAAGACAUGGAGUACGACGAUAUAAAAACAGAGCUCGGCACAGGAGUGAACGAGGACCCGCCGUUGGAAACGGAAGAGGAGGAAGAGAACGACAAGAAGGAGCUCGACUUGGACAGCAUCGAUAUGAUGCAGCUGCCGAUACAGCUCGACGAUGGGAUUGAUAUAUUGGACGACGUGAAGUGCGAGGACGAGGGAGUUAUAUCGAUACCUGACAAAGAGAUCGCUGUCCCGUCGAACGAGGACGCCAUGGACAUCAACAGCGGGGCGGAAUUGAUGCAAGAGACGCACGCCUGUUUCUUCUCGUUGUUGAGAGACGCGUUCACCUCGAAAGGCGAGUAUAGAAUGAGCGCCGGGGAAAUGAAGGACGCUGUCACCCAGUGGCAAGGAAAUCCCAUUUCACCGUUGAACGAUUGGUAUUCGCUGGCAUCCUCUUGGCCAGCACUGGUCCCGCUAGCUUUGGGAUUCCUUGCCGGUGAGCUCACUUAUUCCCAAGACAUAGGUGACAGACAGGAAAAAGAAUCGGAGCUUGUUCCCUAUUUGGAAAACAAAGGAAGCGGAGUCUAUGCGUGGAUCGGUGCCGGACGAGACUCAGACUCGCGUCUGUCUGACUUGUGUACCAAGUUCUUGAUGCACAAAGAUUCGCUCGGUCUGGUAACCGUGAAACAACAGAACCAAGCGCCUCAGGUCAACAGCAGCGCCAACGUUAACAGCAACUCUGCAAGUGGAAACGCAAACUCGAGCGGCAGAGAUAGCAGUCCGGCGAUGGAGUCGAUCAACGUCGAUGGUGCGUCUGUCAACACCGUUACGGAAUGGGAGCCACCUCGCGCUCUCUGGCCCACCGAAUGGAAAGUUCGACCGUCCACGAUGGAGGAGCGAGACGAGUUCAGGAGACAAGAACGUAUGCGUUACGCUGCACCUCACAAAGCGUUCACGUACAGAAUGCACGGUUAUGCUUCUGUCGUGGGCCCAGUGAAAGGCAUUUAUCAGCACAACGUCGCCUCUGGUUUAACCAAAGCUCGAGGACACUCAUUGCUGGUGGCGGAUCGACCAAACUUUGUGACCAUCCUAGCCUUAGUGAGAGACGCCACCGCAAGACUUCCUAACGGCGAAGGAACUCGUGCCGACAUUUGUCAAUUGCUGAAAGACUCUCAGUACAUCAGGGAGCAGACAGAGAGCGACGACAAGGAAGGGUACUUGCACUCUGUAGUGUCUGGAGCUUUAGACAGACUGCACUACGAAACAGAUCCGUGCGUACGGUAUUAUCCACGACGCAAAGAGUGGCUCUACCUUCAUCGAGCACGUUCAGAAUCGGAAUUUGAAAUGUACCAUCAACAGUUGCAAGGUGUUGCAAAGAAUAAGAAGAAUGGCGGCAGUAUGUCUCGAAAGGCACUGCCGCCGGUGAUAAAACCUACUGGUGCCAACAAAGAACAGUCUCCCAGCAAUAAUAAAGAAGCUACACCUAAAAAAGAAAGGAAAACCGCGGCGUCUGCUAUCCAACCUGUCAUCUCGAGGAAAGAGCAAAAGAAAACUGAGGAGAAGAACAUGAACGAUCAUUCCGGUACUACGGAACCCGCUGUGAUCACAAAUAUAGUGACAACAAUCAACACGCCAACGACUUCAGUAAUUUCCAUGUCGGGGACUACAGUCCCAGCCACUACGUCCCUCCCGACUUCCUCUACUUCUAUCAGUACUAUCACCGUGGAGAAGGACAUAGCAACAACCGUGGACGUAAAACCGCAAAUCACUGCGAACGUCCCGGCGAAGAAGGCAACGAACAUCGGUGGAAAACCGGUCGCUGUUGUGAAAACCAGUGCCCAGAGUUUGCUACAGUCGAACCAGCAACACUUCCCACAUCAUCAGAUUCAAGUGUCAACGUCCGCUGGUCUGCAGACCAUUCGAUUGUCCGGACACUCCGUGUUGCAUUCUGCUCAAUCCAUAGUGGCCAACAGUACUUCCAACGUGACGAACGUCACCACCAAUUUAACCACGAUAUUGCCACCCACCAAACUACCGAGUCAACAACAGCAACAGCAGCAAUCGCAACAGCCGCAGCAGCAGCAGCAGCAGCA